AUGCCACCUACCCCGGUUCAAUCGAUAACAACACCUUCGAGCGAUGAGACGCCGAACUUUUCAGCGCAACAGACAUACUUGAAUCAAACGAGCGAGCUCGACAUCAACGGCCUUGUAGAAACAAGUCCGUGCACUUCCGAUGACUUCAAUGGACCUGAAGAGCCAGAGUGGCAGAGGCGGUUGAGUUCCUUGCCUCUCGGUGACAUCACCAAGUUCGAGAUACCUUUUCACAACUUGCAGUGUUUGAAUUGUUCGACACCGUGCUAUCAAAGAUUCAACGAUGUGUUAGAUGGAAUUCGGAAGGCCGUCGACUUGUUACACGAGGCCAUGGCUAUUCCAGCCCAAAUCAUGAAGAACUCGCAGGAAACAAUACCCCCCGCUAGCAGUUUACCGAAUAACAAACUAGACGGCUCUCAGAGAGUCACGGUCCAAGACUUGGAUUGCAAUGAUUUGUCCGACAAUACAUUUAUUUCCCAACUUCUUCAGAGUGGCGAAGAUUGGGUAUCUUCACGGUCAGCUGGUAGUCCAUCUGUCUAUAUAGGAAACGAAGAUCUCGAUAUGCUGGUUGAUACACAAGGGCUAGAGGAGAUAACAGACCCGACAUAA
Trichoderma aggressivum f. europaeum is the source of this 606-nucleotide messenger RNA. RefSeq lists its product as uncharacterized. Lineage: Eukaryota; Fungi; Ascomycota; Sordariomycetes; Hypocreales; Hypocreaceae. The transcript has a single exon. The record is from RefSeq and is a predicted model, not a curated record. Bases 1 to 606 code for a protein of 201 amino acids.